AUGUCCAGAAUUGAUUAUAUAAGUAUAGAAGGUUUAAGGAUAGAUGGCAGGAGGAAGGAUGAGUUGAGAAAUACCAAAAUAUUCUUUGGAUCAGAGACUAGCGUGGAUUUUCUUAAUUAUGACGGGGUUUCCGAGAUUCUUCAAGGUUUAAACAAAUUGGAAGUAAAGGGAGUGAAGAAUGUGUAUGGAAUAUUGGAAGAGAAGGUUGAUAUACAGUGUGAAAUCUUAUUGUCAACCGAUAAAAAGGUUAAAAACUCCCCAAAUGAGAGACUAAUUAAGGAUCUCGCUAUGGCAGUUAAGUCUACUUACCAGGAAAUGAUAAUUUCUCACUGCUAUAAGACAAGCGCAAUUUCCAUAUUUAUCAACAUAAUUGAAUAUGAUGGGAGCAUAAAAUCAACAGUUUUAAACGCCGUUGGCUUAGCACUGAUUGAUGCAGGUGUUUCUCUCAAGGAUAUCGUCUCCUCCUCUACAGUUUCAUACUUAGAUUCAACGGUCCUAACGGACCCAAAUCAGAUGGAAAUCAAUGCUUCAACAGCUACUUUAUGUAUCGCCUUUUCUUCUUCAAAUAAUAACAUAAUUUAUAUGGAUUACAAGUCAAAAAUCGCACUGGAAGAUUUCAAGUCACUGUUCGAUUCCUGCCUCGCAGGCUCCAGAAUAUUCACGGAAUACGUUAGACAAAGAUUAAUCAACUACGCCAACAAAGCCGUUACUCUUAACCUUAAAAUUCACUCAAACUAA
Molecule: messenger RNA, 738 nt
Organism: Theileria annulata
Lineage: Eukaryota; Apicomplexa; Aconoidasida; Piroplasmida; Theileriidae
Product: exosome complex exonuclease rrp41, putative
Exons: 4
Coding region: 1-738 (245 amino acids)
Biological process (GO): poly(A)-dependent snoRNA 3'-end processing; rRNA catabolic process; U4 snRNA 3'-end processing
Cellular component (GO): cytoplasmic exosome (RNase complex); nuclear exosome (RNase complex); nucleolus
Source: RefSeq, a predicted model, not a curated record